UAGUCAUUAAGCUCACGACAGCAUAGCAAAAUAGUGGAAGGUUAUUUUUUAAUGAAAAACUGGAUCAAUGGCAACAAAUUAUGAAUUAACUUAAUCUUAACCGUUUAUAAUAAUAGUAACACAUUAGUUGUCUCCUCUACUCAAAUAUCUUUUUUCUUUCCAAACCUAUCUCUGAUACAGAAUAUCAAUCAUGACAUUAGUUGUUCUUAAUUCUUAUUGCUAAGCAGGAAAUAAUAAAGUCUAAAAGGAGAAGAGAAAAGAGUUUAUUUCCAUAUUUUGUCGCUAUAAAUUAAAUAAAAAGGUUUUGUUUAAUAAGGAAAGUCGGCAUGAGAAAGAGGAGAAAAUGACAGCUCUCUGAGUGAAAGAGGGAAUGAAGGAGAGAAGAGUUUACGCCAGAUUACGCAAAUUUAUGUCUUCCGAAAUCUAACUGUUGUCCACGUGUCAUUUUCCUCUUCACUGUAGAUUAAAGUUAUCCUUUGUCUCCCUUUUUCAUUAUCUGUAUUUUUUGUUUUGCUGAAUUUUUUCUAUAUCCAUUUAAAAUAAUAAUAAAAUCUUCUAUUUUAAUUACGGUUUUGAAAUGGUCACACAACAUAAACAAAAUUUGCAGGAAUAUAUACAUUCCUACCUUUAAAAUGAAAUAAUAAUAAUAAUAAUAAUAUCAAAAAAAUAAAAAGAGAUUCACUUUACUUUUUCUCAUUACGUCAUCCGUGGUAGUGGGGUCGUUUUUUUACGGCUCAGUGACUCACACACACACGCCAAAAGCAGAGAGUAUAAUAACAAUUAAAAUCGCGUUUUAAAUUAGCGAUUCCAAGAAAAGCAAAAAAAAAAAAAUUCAUUUUUCACCUUCCUUUCUUAAAAAAAAAAAGAAGCUCAAAAGAGUCUCUCCUCCAUUAAUGGAAGGAACCGUUUCUCUGCUGAUGUAGCUCUAAGCUUCUACCGCAAUUUCCUCUAACUGAAACCAAAUCGGCUUUACUACUCCAAUUUUCUAAAAAAUAAAAGUUUCCUCUUUUAUCUCUCCUCUGUGGCUUAAACCACUCAAGUUUCUACUCUUCUACACUCUCUUUUAGCUUCAUGCUUCAUGCUCCAGGAUACUGAUUAACAUUGCUCAAUUGAACCAAACUGCUAAAGAUAUCUGUAUUACAAGGUAACCAAACCAGUCAGGAAACAAAAAGUCUCUGUCUUUGUCCAAUCUCAGCAACCAAAAGAAUGGAGAACCCAUCAUCAUCCAGAGACAAAGGUUUCUGUUUUCCAGAAAUUCCAGUAGAAGAAAUGGAUGGUUGGGUUAAGAAUUUGAUCUCUGAAGAAGAUAUGUUUAGCUCCUCUUCAACUUCAGAGCUUAUGAAUUUUGAAUCUUUUGCUUCAUGGUGCAACAGCCCUUCCGCUACAGAUAUCUUGUUCUCUCAAUACGGUUUAUCGACCUGUACGCCUUUUGGAGGCUUAGAAGGCUCAUACGCUGGCGAAAAAAGACCGGUACAGGAGAUGAGCUCUCAGUUUUAUUGCCUAUCUGAUACCGAAAAGACAAGUGGUAAACGAAGCAAGGGUAAUAAUCAGACGAGUAGUUUAUCCGGCGCAGUAGACUGUAGUGUUCCAAGGUCAUUGAACCACUCUCUUGAUGAGAAGAUGCUCAAAGCAUUAAGUUUGUUUAUGGAGUUCUCUGGAGAGGGAAUCCUGGCACAGUUUUGGACUCCUAUUAAGACAGGAGAUCAGUACAUGCUUAGUACUUGUGAUCAGGCGUAUCUGCUUGACUCGAGGCUAUCCGGAUACCGUGAAGUGUCGAGGAGAUUCACUUUCUCUGCAGAAGCAAAUCAGGGCUCUUAUCCAGAUUUUCAGGCAGAGCUACAAGACUGUAUGCUUCGCUAUUUCUCUAUUCCCCGUUACUGCUGAAUAUUGAGGAUGAAGCAUGCAUUAGAUAACGAAGUCCGUGGUUCGAUUGCAAUUCCUGUCCUUGAAGCAUCUGGUUCUUGUUGUACAGUCCUGGAACUUGUAACAUGUAGGGAAAAACCAAACUUUGAUGUGGAGAUGGACUCUGUUUGCCGUGCUCUGCAGGCCGUGAACUUACAAACAUCAACUAUUCCUCGUUGUCAGUACCUUUCAAGUAAUCAAAAAGAAGCUUUGGCUGAAAUAAGAGAUGUUCUCAGAGCAGUGUGUCAUGCACAUAGGUUGCCUUUAGCUCUAGCUUGGAUUCCCUGUAGUUACUCCAAGGGAGCAAACGGUGAAUUGGUAAAGAUUUAUGGCAAAAAUUCAAAGGAAUGUUCUCUUCUUUGCAUAGAAGAGACAGCAUGUUAUGUGAAUGAUAUGGAAAUGGAAGGCUUUGUGAAUGCAUGCUUAGAGCAUUAUCUAAGAGAAGGGCAAGGAAUUGUUGGCCAAGCACUCAUAUCAAACAAACCGUCUUUCUCAUCUGAUGUAAAGACAUUCGAUAUCUGCGAGUACCCUCUUGUUCAACAUGCUCGAAAGUUUGGUCUUAAUGCUGCAGUUGCUACCAAACUGAGGAGCACAUUCACUGGUGACAGUGACUAUAUACUUGAGUUUUUCUUACCUGUAAGUAUGAAGGGAAGCUCAGAACAACAACUUUUGCUGGACAGUCUCUCGGGCACGAUGCAGAGAAUAUGUCGAACUCUAAGAACUGUUUCAGAUGCCGAAUCAGCUGAAGGUACUGAAUUUGGAUUUCUUAGUGGAGAAAUGACAAAUCUCCCACAGGCUACUGUAUCCGAUGGAAGCUUUCAGACAACAUUCCCGGAUACUAACGUCAACUCUACUCGAAGUAACUUUUCGAACAUGUCCUCUGAUAAAAGAAAUGAAAUGGCAGGUUCUCAAGGCACUCUUCAGCAGGAAAUUAGCGGAGCAAGAAGAUCAGAGAAGAAGAAAAGCAGUACAGAGAAGAAUGUGAGCUUAAAUGUUCUCCAACAAUACUUCUCUGGGAGCUUAAAGGAUGCUGCAAAAAGCCUUGGUGUUUGUCCGACUACACUUAAACGGAUAUGUAGACAACACGGAAUCAUGAGAUGGCCAUCUCGCAAGAUUAACAAAGUGAAUAGGUCACUAAGGAAAAUACAGACAGUGCUUGACUCUGUCCAGGGUGUAGAAGGAGGACUGAAAUUUGACUCGGUAACAGGGGAAUUUGUAGCAGUUGGCCCUUUUAUACAAGAAUUUGAUACUCAAAAGAGUCUGUCUUCUCAUGAUGAAGAUGCACUUGCAAGAAGCCAAGGUGAUAUGGAUGAAGAUGCGUCAUUAGAGCCUUUGGAAGGUAAAUCUCAUGAUGGUGGCGGGGUCAAGUUGGAGGAGGAUGUUGAAACAAACCAAGCAGGAUCAGGAUCCUUGAAGGAGCCAUGGACUUGGAUAAGCAAACAGUCUGGCUUGAUCUAUAGUGAUGAUAUUGAUAUAGGAAAAAGGAGUGAAGAGGUAAAGAAGGAUAAAGACCUUUGUGUUCGUAGGUGCUUGAGCUCUGUAGCACUUGCAGGCGAUGAUAUGAAUACAGGAAUCGAGCGCGGUAAUGGAAUGGUAGAACCAAACCAAUCCAUAUCAAGCAGCAUGUCGGAUUCAUCAAAUAGCUCAGGAGCAGUUUUGUUGGGAAGUUCAUCUACUUCCAUGGAACAAAACUGGAACCAAAUAAGAACUCAUAACAAUAGCGGUGAGAGCGGAUCAAGUUCAACACUGACAGUAAAAGCCACUUAUAGAGAGGACACUGUACGUUUCAAGCUUGAUCCAUAUCUUGUUGGGUGUUCUCAGCUGUACAGAGAAGUGGCUAAGCGUUUCAAGCUGCAAGAAAGUGCCUUUCAGUUGAAAUACUUGGAUGAUGAAGAAGAAUGGGUGAUGUUGGUCUCAGAUUCUGAUCUCCAUGAAUGCUUUGAGAUAUUAAACAGUAUGAGAAAACAUACAGUGAAGUUUCUGGUCCGUGACAUACCUGGAGCCGCAAUGGGAAGUUCUGCAGGUAGCAAUGGUUACCUCGGAACAGGCACCUGAGCAUCAAUCUUAUUGUGCUUAAAUAUGUACAGAUAAUCUAUGUUUGGUUUGACAUUAGUUACUCAUAUAGAAAGACAAAAAAAAAAAAAAAAAAAGGGUCCAGUGGUGUUGAAAAAUGUAUAUAAACAUAGAAAGACACAUAUCUUAUAUUUUGGUUUCGAACAAGUCGUAGAAGUAAUUCUUGAAUAUUUCAGAGACGCAAGGAGAUAGAAGCUCAAAUCUGUGGACUGCCGAUUAAACAUACAUGUUUUUUUUUGUCAUCAUCUUCAACUGAAGGAAGUGAAGGAGGAGCUAAGUUUUGUGCAAUCAUCUCAUGUAAAGAAGAGCUUGAAUACAAUGGAGAAUUUACAACCUAACCAUUAUUCUGUUCAAGAGGCAAUGCUUUUACUUCUGGCUAUGAGACAAAGGAAAAAAAAAAGGUACGGUCAAGUUUUUGGUUUGUUUUGAGAAUAUAUCAUUGUGUUCUGUUUUUGUUUGUCUAAAGUAGAAAUCUGUAAAUCAUUGUAUAAAGGCUCACAAUUGUAGAUUGUCUUUUGGAGUGACAAUUAGCAAAAAACAUCAUCUUGUGGAUUCCUUGUUUGUGUGUGUAUUAUAUCUAUUGAAGAGAUAUGCAAAAGACUCACAGUUGAUCA
Messenger RNA from Arabidopsis lyrata subsp. lyrata, 4589 nucleotides. Its product is annotated as protein NLP9. Lineage: Eukaryota; Viridiplantae; Streptophyta; Magnoliopsida; Brassicales; Brassicaceae. The record is from RefSeq and is a predicted model, not a curated record. The transcript has 9 exons. Gene Ontology annotation, molecular function: protein binding; DNA-binding transcription factor activity.